GACAGAUCUAAUUUUCCUCACUAUUAAAAAAAGACGUGUCCUAUCUUUGCUUCUGCACUGGCAGCUCAGAUAACCUUUAAGGAAUGUACAGGAUGACGCCAGAAUUAUUUUGGGCUGUGAUUCAGAUGUUAAAAUUAGCGAAAAAGGUUGCAGGGUAGAUUACCAAGGAGAGCAGAGAUAGUUGUGCUUUCGACCUAGAUGUAGCUCUUGUAUAGCGAGACCAUGAAAAGCAACGAUUUCAGCCAAGAGUAAAGGCAGAGCAAGGAUAACAUCAAUAUAUGCCCAAAGGCGUCAACAACAUGGCAAGCUCUGAUAUCCAAGUGAGCCGGUAUGAGACCCCAACAGCUUCUGAACUGCACAGACUGAUGUGGACAAAGAAAGGGAGCAACAACCAUAUGGACGAAAUUUACCCCGGGAUCUAUAUUGGAGACAUGUAUGCAGCUAAAGACAAGAAGACACUCCAGGCUCACCACAUCACUCAUGUGCUAAACGCUGCUGAUGGAAAAUUCAAUGUCAAUACAGGACCCAGUUUUUACAGGGACACCACCAUCACUUAUUAUGGAGUGGAAGCUUUUGACAUGUCGUCCUUUGACUUGAGUCCCUUCUUUUACCCAGCGGCCAAUUUUAUUAAGAAUGCUCUAAGUCUGCCAACAGGCAAGGUUAUUGUCCACUGCGCAAUGGGGCUGAGCCGCUCCUCUUCCUUGGUUCUGGCAUACCUGAUGAUACACAAGAACAUGACUCUGGUGGACGCCAUCAAAGCAGUCAGCGCCAACAGGAAUGUUUCACCCAAUGAGGGAUUCCUGGAGCAGCUCCGAAGUCUGGACAAAAAGCUGCACUGCCAUUAACCAGCUGCAGCAUCAACAAGUUGAAGUAAUUACGCUUAAUUAUAUGAUUGCCUCCUGCUAAUAUCUAUGUUUAAAUCUGUUAUUAUAAUAAAUAUAUUCUGUUAAUUGUU
Molecule: messenger RNA, 955 nt
Organism: Cyprinodon tularosa
Lineage: Eukaryota; Metazoa; Chordata; Actinopteri; Cyprinodontiformes; Cyprinodontidae
Product: dual specificity protein phosphatase 13-like
Exons: 4
Coding region: 279-845 (188 amino acids)
Biological process (GO): protein dephosphorylation; negative regulation of MAPK cascade
Cellular component (GO): cytoplasm
Molecular function (GO): protein tyrosine/serine/threonine phosphatase activity; MAP kinase phosphatase activity
Source: RefSeq, a predicted model, not a curated record